GGCGGCUCCGGUUCUUCCUACAACUUCCUCAUCCCAAAGACCGAAGUCGAUUUCACUUCAAACAGGAUCGGGCUGAACCUGGGAGGGCGUACUUACUUCUCGGCGGCGGACGACGACUUCGUGAGCAGGCUGUACAGGCGGUCAAGACCGGGUGAGUCCGGGAUGGGGAACUCGCCGCUGAGCACGCCACGGUGCCAAGCUGAGGGAUGCAACGCGGAUCUGAGCCACGCCAAGCACUACCACAGGAGGCACAAAGUGUGCGAAUUCCACUCAAAAGCAUCGACGGUAGUGGCCGCCGGACUAAGCCAGCGCUUUUGCCAGCAAUGCAGCAGGUUCCAUUUGCUGUCGGAAUUCGACAACGGGAAACGUAGCUGCCGUAAGCGACUCGCUGACCAUAACCGGCGCCGCCGUAAAUGUCACCAGUCAACCUCCGCCGCCCACGACUCUGCUGGCAAGCCAACUCCAAAGUCACCCAACGAUUCGGGUAUGAAAUCGUCUCCGUCACCAUCCAAAACGCCGACGACGAUUUCAUUGGAGUGUUUCAGACAAAGGCAGUUCCAAGCGACAGCUAAUUCGUCCUCCACGUCAGCUUCUUCAUCGUCCAAUUCAAUGUUUUUCUCAAGCGGAUAGCUUUCAGUUUCCAGCGAGAUAUUCUAUCUGCUUAAUUUAAUUAUGACAAGUUUAAAGAGUAGUCCCACUGCUAUCGUUUAAACUAGUCGAUAAUGUAAUGCUUUUUUUCUUCUAAUCUUCUUGUUUCUCUCCUUGUCGUACGUUUUAAAUUUGUUUUUUUUUUUUUCUUUUGACUUAAUUAGUAGAGAGGUUUAAAUAAUUAACCAACAACU
Messenger RNA from Camelina sativa (false flax), 842 nucleotides. RefSeq names its product squamosa promoter-binding-like protein 8. NCBI's taxonomy places the organism in Eukaryota, Viridiplantae, Streptophyta, Magnoliopsida, Brassicales, Brassicaceae. The record is from RefSeq and is a predicted model, not a curated record. Gene Ontology annotation, cellular component: nucleus. Gene Ontology annotation, molecular function: DNA binding.